This is a messenger RNA of Hemibagrus wyckioides, 740 nucleotides long. RefSeq names its product selenoprotein W, 1 (gene selenow1). Gene Ontology annotation, cellular component: cytosol. Gene Ontology annotation, biological process: response to selenium ion. The record is from RefSeq and is a predicted model, not a curated record. The transcript is spliced from 6 exons. Lineage: Eukaryota; Metazoa; Chordata; Actinopteri; Siluriformes; Bagridae.
CUGUGGCCGAGCGCGAUGUUAUCGUGUUUGCUCCGCCUCGCGUCUAGGAUUAUAAUCAAGGAAAUACAACCGAGACGCUUCAGUCCUGCCUUUAAACCCAGCUCUCGUAACAUCCCUAAACCUGCUGUCUGCAGCCACUGCUCAAUCCAGGCUAGAGCCGCUACAACCACCGAAAUGGGGGUGAAAGUACAUAUCGUUUACUGUGGUGGAUGAGGGUACAGACCCAGGUUCAUGAAGCUCAAGACGUUGCUUGAGGAUGAAUUUCCAGGCGACCUUGAGAUCACGAGUGAGGGCACUCCUACAACAACCGGGUGGUUUGAGGUGCAGGUGAAUGGUGUACUCAUACACUCAAAGAAGAAUGGGGACGGCUUUGUGGACAACAGUCAGAAGAUGGCCAAGAUCGUGAGCGCCAUUAAGAAUGCCAUAGGCAAAUGAAGCUGCGCCAAUGUCGGAGUUUGUUCAUCUCUGUUUGUUGAGCUCCCUGAAAGUGCAACAAUGAUGGUGACUUCCGAAGUGUCUCUGGCACGGACGUUACUUGAUGCUCUCCUGCACUUUCACGGAGGAGGCUUUCCGUGUGGGCAAACUCCAGGAAACGGUUCUAUGUAACGCUUAAAGAAUUGAAAAGACAUGCAAAUAUGUUUACCUUUCUGUUUGCUUUUUUGCUUUUAGUUGAAAAUUGGACAAGUUAAAUGAUUAUGAAGAUUUGUGCAAUAAUAAAGAGAAAACAAAUUCAGAACAAA